UUGAAACACAACAACUUGGCCCGUAUCCCGCACAACAGCUCACGUCGACCUUCAUCGACCCACACAAAGUGACUUCAUCGACAGCAACAGGACUAAUGUUCGGGCAGCAAAGCCAAGGUGUCUGAAAAUCCUAAACCCCCAAAUCGCUCAAUCCUUCUUUGGAGUUACUUGCUUUCUCUGCCAACCUUGAGCACGAGUAGCCUCGCGUUCUCCAAACCUGCCACCAAGAUCCUCUUCGCCUGCUACCUCUCGAAUGUCAGCCAUCGUGUGUAGAGGAGACGGGCGCUAUCUCAACUAAUGUUGACGUUGUGCUCGAAUUCAACAACACGCCCUUCUUAGUGCGCCUUGUCACUGUGAAGGUCAUGUGCAUAUUGUUGAUGGCACUCAUGUGGUCUGCUCCCAUGCCCUCGUCUUCCAUAUCCUAGUUAACAUGAUGGUGAAAGGGAUUGUAUGUGGUGGUCUGCAAUCUUGAUCAGGUUAUAUCAGUUCAAAGUUCAGGGGUUUUGGAAGAAAAAGAUAAAUCUCCAAAUCCUCGUAAGAGAUGACGUGACACUAUACGGUUUUGCUUCAAAGCACAAAUGUGGAGAAGAAUAUUGUUGGUUCGGCUACAAUGUUGAAAAUGAUCAUGAUGCAAAGCUCGUGUUGACUUCUAAGAGCAUCCAAUAUGGAAUUGGCAUCUUACAAUCUAUCCAGAAUGAGCCCAAAAGGCUGAAGAAGUCUCUAAAGGUUGUUGAGGUAUUAAUGUUAGCCUGUUUUGAGGUAUUGUCAUUGUUGAAUAGUUGACUAAUGUUCAAUAGAUGAAAUUAGCUUCACUACUAUGUAGUUGUCUGUAGAUUGUUAAUUUCUCUAUCUCCAACUCCAAAUUCAUGGUUCCUUCAUCCCAGCAGAAUAAUAUGCAGAUCCUCUCUCCUCUCUCUUCAUAUAUAUAUAGUUGCCAUGUGAGUGAACCUUCAUUGCAAUACAUGACUUACGUACUCACUAAAAGACAAAUUGAGUUAUUCUUAAUUUCUCAUAAUACUACAUUACUUGGCUCACACAAACCAAAAAUUUUCCUUCAAAACUCAACCCACGCACACACUGUACCUGAAAGAGGAUAAGAAAUAAACCAUAAUUGUUUAGACUUCUUUACUGGCAAUUUUAGAUUUUAUUCUUUGAUUCUGUUUCAGUGGUAUACUUCUAGGCAUAUAGUGUAUUUGUGCAAUUCAAAUUUAUAUCCCUAAAUACAUGUAUAACACUACAAAAAAAAACUAAAUUGCGGAGGUUUUAAUUUCGUUUAGCGGGAGUUUUUACCCUCCACAAAAUAAUUUGCAGGGGUUUUUCAAACCUCCACAGAUAGGUUCCCCACAAGUUAUUUGUGGAGGUUUUCUACAACCUCUGGUACCAAGUUUAUAUUGUGGGAGUUUUUUAAUGGAGGGUUAUAACCUCUCUUAUUCAUGACUAUUAUUUUGUGGAGGUUUAAAACCUCCUUUAUUUCCAUAAACCUAUUUGAUUUCAAAAUUCCUUUUUUUCAUUUUUUUUGUGGGGGUUAAUACCCUCCCCAAUUCGAGGGUUAUAAUUUAAAAGUUUUAACCUGUUUCGAUUGUAUUAUUUAA
Messenger RNA from Vigna unguiculata (cowpea), 1592 nucleotides. RefSeq lists its product as uncharacterized. The record is from RefSeq and is a predicted model, not a curated record. NCBI's taxonomy places the organism in Eukaryota, Viridiplantae, Streptophyta, Magnoliopsida, Fabales, Fabaceae.